UCAAACAGUGCGAUUCCCAAUCCUGCGUCCAGGAGAGAUUUGAAUCCUGACUGGAACAUGGCGCUGUUUCCAAACUCACUGACAGAGGAGGAGGAAACGCUGCAGAAGAAAUACGCCAAAUUAAAGAAAAAGAAAAAAGCCCUGCUUGCGCUUAAGAAACAGAGCUCCAGCAAUCAGACGAGUCAGACUGGACUUAAACGCACCUUGUCAGAUCAGCCUGUGGUGGACACAGCGACGGCCACCGAGCAGGCCAAGAUGCUCAUCAAAUCUGGCGCCAUAAGUGCCAUCAAAUCGGAGAACAAGAACUCGGGGUUCAAGCGAUCGCGAACACUUGAGGGUAAAUUAAAGGAUCCUGAGAAAGGUCCAGUUCCAGCAUUCCUGCCAUUUCAGAGAAGCGUCUCUACAGACGAGGAGCUUUCUGAGUCGGCCAAAAGAACCCACAGAAAGGCUCUGUAUGACAACUUUGUCGGCCCGGCUGAACGCCCGCGUGACGAGGACGAAGGUGGCGGAGCGUCUAGUCGGGAUUUCGAGCGCGACCGGGACAGGGAUCUGGAACGAGACCGUGAUCGAGACAGGGAGCGAGAGCGUGGCCGAGACAGAGAGCGGGAACGAGAGAGGACCCGAGACAGGAGCCGAGACCGAGAGCGAGACCGAGAGCGGGAGCGGGAGCGGGACAGGGAAAGAGACAGAGACCGCGAACGAGACCGAGACCGAGAGCGAGAGCGAGACCGAGACGGACCCUUCAGACGUAAAUCCCAUAAUGGUACAGACUCGUACCCGGAACGGCGAGGCAUGAGGAAAGGAAACACGGUGUACGUUUACGGUGCAGGCAUGGUGGAAGAGAGCCUGCGUACAGCUUUCUCUCAGCAUGGCACCAUCAUCGACCUGUCCAUGGACUCGCCACGCAACUGCGCGUUUGUCACUUUUGAGAAGAUGGAGUCAGCAGAUCAGGCUGUAGUAGAGCUGAACAACACCGCCGUGGGUGACGUCACGAUCAAAGUCAGCAUCGCUAGGAAGCAGCCCAUGCUGGAUGCAGCUACGGGGAAAUCCGUCUGGGGUUCUCUGGCUGUGCAGAACAGCGCCAAGGGUUCGUACAGGGACAAGCGGAAUCAAGUCGUCUACAGUGAAGAUUUCAUUUGAGCAUUUCUCUCACACACACACACUCUCUCAUUUUAUUUGUAUGCAGCACUGCUAUUGGUUUUCUGCUUCUUGUUGUUCUUGUUGUUUUUAUUUCAUGCAAAUCAUAAAAUCAGUUCAUUAAAAUACUUUAGUGUGUAAAGGAUGUAUUUAUAGUUUGUACAGUAAUCAGCUUCAGUGUGUUUCGGUAUUACCGUGCUUAAUAAAGUUAACACGGCUUUGUAAACAGGGGCGCGUAUCUGCUAACACAUCUGAUGUACGACAAGGAUUCGGUAAUUAACAGGGCAUGCUGUUCUGGCAAAAUAAUCCACAAUGGAGAUCAUUUCCCUUUAACAGUACAUCCUAAAGCAUAUCUUCUUAUACCGCAGCAAUUUACCGAAAGUGCUACACACGUAUACCAGCGGUCAAAAGUUUGUGGACACUCGACUGAAAUGUUUCUCAUGAUGUUAAAAACAUUUCGAUGUGAAGGGGUGUGAUUAAAUGUGUGAAAUCGGUGUCGUAGGCAAAAAUAUAAUCGUGCCGACGUAUUCGUUUCUUUCAUUAGAAAACUAACAUUUUAUUUACACGGACGACUCGGAGGGAAAUAUUCCGAAAAGCAGCCGAUGAGAGUCCGGCGUCGGUGUGAACUCCUUUAAUACUGUUUAAAAAGCAUCUCAGGGAAAUUCCGCAAGAAAUCGCUCGAGAAAACGCCAAGAAUACGUUUCUGGAAUAUUCUAGGCGAAAAGUGCGUCGACUUUGAAGAUGCUAAAAUAUUAAAUUACUUUGAUUUAUUUUUGAUUUUUUUAAUCACAACAUAAUUCCCAGAGCUCCAUUUGUGUUACUCCGACUUUAUUAUUAUUAUUAUUAUUAUAAAAUGUGGGGAAAUAAAAAUAAAGAGUGAGUUUUUAAAAUCUAUUUCUAUUUAAAUUUUAUGUCCGUGGAACGUCUGUGAAAUAAGUUAUUACGUAACAGUAAUAAAUCAGUAACCUCUGUUUUUUCCCCUCUAGACAUUAACAAGAGAGAAAAAUGCAGUUUGUUACGUUACUGAGCAACUGCAGAAUCCGUCAGUCACAAAGACGUUCACCUGGUGGAAAACCUCAAGUAUAAGCUUGAUCUCAGACUGACACUGGAGACUCCUUCCAAAAACUUCACCAUAUCCAUGACUGCACACUUAAAAAAAAUAAAAAAUUAAUAAAUAAAUAAAAAUCAGUGUAUGUAGAUCAUCCUCCAUAUAAGUCCCUGUGUAAAUAAUAAUAAUAAUAAUAAUAAUAAUAAUAAUAAUAAUGUAAAGCU
Messenger RNA from Ictalurus furcatus (blue catfish), 2409 nucleotides. It is a transcript of the gene nelfe, whose product is annotated as negative elongation factor complex member E. Gene Ontology annotation, biological process: negative regulation of transcription elongation by RNA polymerase II. Gene Ontology annotation, cellular component: NELF complex. Gene Ontology annotation, molecular function: RNA binding. The record is from RefSeq and is a predicted model, not a curated record. Lineage: Eukaryota; Metazoa; Chordata; Actinopteri; Siluriformes; Ictaluridae. The transcript has 11 exons. Bases 58 to 1140 code for a protein of 360 amino acids.